CCGUGCAGGUGACCCCUCCCCGCGAGCCGGCAGCCAAGAGGGUGCUGUCGCUGGGGCCGUCCCCGCCGAGCCAGGGCCAGUGCGUGCUGAGCUACAGCCCGUCCCGCUCGCCUGGCACCAGCCCCAAGUUCCCCUCGGGCUGUGCCAGCGCCUUCGCCCCCCAGCUCCAGGCCCUGCCCGGCCCUGCCCUCGGCGCCUCCGGCACCUGCUCCCCCGGCAGCACCUACGGCAAGGUUUCCAGCUUCAGCCACUCCCCCAACGGGUCCCCCCAUUCCACGGGAGCGCUGGACAGCGGGGGGAUCCGGUCCCACUACCGCUUCUCCCCCAUCCUCUACAACAACUCCACCCACAAGGACGACUACAUCACUGACGUCAAGUCCCUGGACACCUUCCUGAGGAACGAGGAGGAGAAGCAGCACAGAGUGCAGCUGGGGAGUUCAGACUCCAGCUCCCCUUCCAGCAGCCCAACCUUCUGGAAUUACAGCCGGUCCAUGGCAGACCAUGCCCAGAUCCUGAGGAAGUUCCAGUACCAGCUGGCCUGCAGGUCCCAGGCUCCCUCAGCACACAAGGAUGAGGCAGAUCUGAGCUCCAAGCAGGCAGCAGAGGAGGUGUGGGCACGGGUGACAAUGAACAGGCAGCUCCUGGAUCACAUGGAUUCCUGGACAGCCAAGUUCAGGAAUUGGAUCAACGACACGAUCCUGGUGCCGCUGGUGGAGGAGAUGGAGUCGGUGAGCACCCAGCUGAGGAGGAUGGGCUGUCCCGAGCUGCACAUCGGAGAGGCCAGCAUCAGCAGCCUGAAGCAGGCGGCCCUGGUGAAGGCUCCUCUCAUCCCAACCCUGAACGCCCUGGUGCAGUACCUGGAUCUCACCCCAAACCAGGAAUACCUGGUGGAAAGGAUCAGAGAGCUGUCCCAGGGGGGCUGCAUGAGCUCCUUCCGCUGGAACGCCGGGGGGGACUUCAAGGGCCGCAAGUGGGACACGGACCUGCCCACGGACUCGGCGAUCCUCAUGCACGUGUUCUGCACCUACCUGGACUCGCGGCUCCCACCCCACCCCAAGUACCCCGACGGCAAAACCUUCACUUCCCAGCACUUCAUCCAGAGCCCGGACAAGCCAGACACCUCCAACGAGAACCUGUUCUGCAUCUACCAGAGCAGCAUCAACCCGCCCCACUACGAGCUCAUCUACGAGUGCCACGUCUACAGCCUGCCCAAGGGCAGGAACAACAUGUUCCACACCCUGCUCAUGUUCCUCUACAUCAUCAAGAGCAAGGAAUCUGGGAUGCUGGGGCGUGUCAAUCUGGGCCUGUCGGGCGUCAACAUCCUGUGGAUCUUCGGGGACUGA
Messenger RNA from Empidonax traillii (willow flycatcher), 1343 nucleotides. RefSeq names its product transmembrane protein 209 (gene TMEM209). The annotation marks the transcript as partial. Gene Ontology annotation, cellular component: membrane. The transcript has 11 exons. The record is from RefSeq and is a predicted model, not a curated record. NCBI's taxonomy places the organism in Eukaryota, Metazoa, Chordata, Aves, Passeriformes, Tyrannidae.